Messenger RNA from Thamnophis sirtalis, 2920 nucleotides. RefSeq lists its product as uncharacterized. NCBI's taxonomy places the organism in Eukaryota, Metazoa, Chordata, Lepidosauria, Squamata, Natricidae. Gene Ontology annotation, cellular component: membrane. The record is from RefSeq and is a predicted model, not a curated record.
AUGACUACCAGCUAUUUGGCCAGAACUUUGGAAUUGUUCCAAUUGCUGGACAUUUCAGUUAUCGUUGUCUUCUUGAAACUUCAUGUCACAGGCACUUUCCAGAUACGUUUAUCGGGAGGUCCUAACCUUUGUGUAGGACGGGUAGAGGUUCUCCACAAAGGUGAAUGGGGGACUGUGUGUGAUGAUGAUUGGGACCUGCGUGAUGUUGCUGUUGUGUGUCGAGAACUAAACUGUGGGGAAGCCCUUUCAGCACCUCAUGGAGCCUGGUUUGGUGAAGGAGUUGGUUCUAUCUGGCUCAAUGAAGUACACUGUGCAGGUACUGAGAGGCGCCUGCUUUCCUGCCAUCACCGUGGCUUUCGCAAGCAUAUCUGCACCCAUGAGGAAGAUGCCAGUGCCAUCUGCUCAGAACAACGCUUCCCUCUUUUCACUGCCAUUCCUGCCCACACAUCUUUCAAGAAGGGCAAAAUGGAGGCAGUAACAACCAUAAGGCCACUUGUAUCUCCUACACCUACUGAGAAAACCCUAAGACUUGUGGGAGGCAGAAAUCAGUGUUCUGGCCGGCUAGAGAUAUUUCAUGAAGGGCAGUGGGGAACAGUAUGUGAUGACAUGUGGGACCUUCUGGAUGUUACUGUUAUAUGCCGAGAGCUGGACUGUGGAGAAGCUCUGGCAGCACCAGGUGGUGCUUUCUUUGGUGAGGGGAAUAGUGUUAUCUGGCUGGAUGAUGUGCAGUGCCAAGGAGAAGAGUCAAAGUUGGUAGACUGCCACACCAGUCCCUGGGGGACGAACAACUGCCGACACAGUGAAGAUGCUGGGGCUGUGUGUUCAGGUGCAAUGUCCGCUGCCAUGAUAGAAGAGCAUACAGCCAUGCUUACAAAGACUUUAGCUCCUCAGAAAUCCUGGUCUGCGGCACCAAAUCAAAUUCCACAUCCUAUUCACUUUAUAAGAAACCAGGAAGAAACUUUGACUAGUCAAGAACCCACAGAUGAAAUUCUCAAAGGGGGUAUUUCAGAAAGUGGCCAGCAGCAUCUGCGACUUGUAGAUGGCCCUGAAUCCUGUGCUGGACGGGUAGAGGUGUUGUACAAAGGCCAGUGGGGCACAGUGUGUGAUGAUGGCUGGGACUUGGCGGAUGCAGCUGUUGUAUGCCGUGAGUUGGACUGUGGAGCUCCACUUCUCAGUCCAGGCAAUGCUCGAUAUGGACCAGGAUCUGGACCUAUCUGGUUGGAUGAUGUCAACUGCACUGGGAGAGAGUUUACUAUAAAGCGCUGUCAUUCUAAGCCUUGGGGAAAGCAUAACUGCAAUCAUCAUGAAGAUGCUUCUGUCAUCUGCACAGGCAAGUGGAAACGUCUGCUGUUCCAAAAACCAAUUGGUAGUUCAAAGGCAACUGAACAACCAAUCUCUCUCACACCUGAGCCAGUAUCUCCAAACAAUUCAGAGCUGCAAAAUGUGAUGGAUGUAGCAGAGAUUACCACAAACACCCAGGAAUUUUCAGAUGAGUCAAACAUAAAGUCUCUCAAUCAAUGGUACACUGUGGGGCCUUUUUUAAAAACACCAAGUGUCAAAAUUGAACUGGAAAAGGAGACAAAGUCAAUAAAUCCUUCAGGUAUUGUUGAAUCAAGACUUAGUCCAAAUACAUUGCAGCACAUGCAGGAAAAAAAUUCAUACAACUUCCUUAAAACAAGACUGUCCAUACAAAAAUGGAAAAAAGAAUCAAUUUCUUCCACUGAAAAUUUUCAGCCAUCCUCCAACACAUGGUAUACGGAAUCUCAAAUAGAAAUAAAGUCAACAACUCCCGGACUCAUAGAUAAAACUAUGUAUAAUUCAGAGAACCCACAGCAUGUUCAGGAGACGGAAUCAGCUAUUUCUUCAAAGAUCAUGUCAUCAUUUCAAAAGAGGACGGAAAUGCCCAUUUCACAAUCCAUAGAAUUUAAAUCCACGAGAGAUAUUGAAUCAGACAGGGAAAGGCCAUCAGGAGCAGGACCACCUCCAUUUGCACAAUCAUUUAACCCUGAGAGAGCGCCUUCCAUCUAUUGGGAUAGCAAUGCUGAAGUGUCUCCAGUUACCAAGAAAAUAGAAUUCAAUGAUGUUUUCAAUGAAAAUCAGGAUAUCACCACUGCCACAUGGAUUCAGGAACCUGAGAAAGUCAUAAGGGCAUCUGAUAUGAGGAAUGAAUUGUUUGAAUUCAGAAAAAGAUUGGAAGUCGCAAAAGAGAUGGAAUUGCCUAUAACCACAAAGAAUUUGCAACCUGAAAGGCACAUUGAAACAACUACCUCCAAAGUCACAGAUUAUGAAGAGAAAUCAAAUCAAGAAAAACAGGAGGAAUCAAAUACAGAUCCCCAUCCUGUAGAACUCUCAGCACCAGAAUCUAUCUUUAUUUCCAAUGAAGUUUUCAAUUCAAGCCAACAGUACCCAAGUCCAAGAACUUUGAAUGGGCAAUUGGGAGACAAUUUAUUCAACUCAAAAGGCCUGACCAAAACAUCAGAUCCAAAUGUCUCAUCUGCCAAACCUGUCACCUAUUCUGAACACUGCGAAUCAUCCCCAGACUGUCUUAUAAAGCACGAACAAAGUAAAGCAGAUCAAAGAUGUUGCUGUUCACAAGCCCUGAGGAACUUGGUCCAUACAAUGAAAGGUCUCCAUGGGGAACUAGGUUCUAUCUCUGUUGCUAUUAAGAAUCAAGGUUCCCAACUGGAGGCUGUAGCUCAUAAUCUGGCUGAUUUGUCGGCUUCUAUACGUCUUCUGGUUGGAAUAUUGCCUUCUCUGGUACAGCCUGUCUCAUCCAAAUCCUUCUUAUCUCCAUCUGGGCAAGAUGAAAGUCAACUGCAAAAUCAACUACCCCUGAAAUGAAAAAUGUAAAAAAACCCUGUAAUGCAAAAUAUUGAUCUUUACGCUACCAAGAUACAGUUAAACCUCUGGUCAAGACCAU